This is a messenger RNA of Dibothriocephalus latus, 1761 nucleotides long. The record is from the annotation of a GenBank genome assembly. Lineage: Eukaryota; Metazoa; Platyhelminthes; Cestoda; Diphyllobothriidea; Diphyllobothriidae.
AUGACCAUGCGACAUCUCGUGGUUCUUUGUGUGUUUGCUUCUUGUCUACUCGGGAUCAGCAGAUCUGAUUCAUCGAAGAAGGAGGAUUAUGGAACCGUCAUAGGCAUUGAUUUGGGAACAACGUACUCUUGCGUUGGUGUUUUCAAAAAUGGACGUGUAGAAAUAAUCGCAAAUGACCAAGGAAACCGAAUUACUCCUUCUUAUGUUGCAUUCUCUACGUCAAACGAACGUCUGAUAGGUGAUGCCGCCAAAAACCAGUUGACUUCAAAUCCAGAAAAUACCCUCUUUGACGCCAAGCUGAAGGCCUUUGCCCCUGAGGAAAUAUCUGCUAUGGUCCUUGGUCACAUGAAGCAAAUCGCCGAGGCUUAUUUGGGGACCAAAGUCACUCAUGCUGUCAUAACUGUGCCAGCAUACUUCAACGAUGCUCAGCGACAGUCAACAAAAGAUGCUGGCGUUAUUGCUGGUCUGAAUGUGUUGCGGAUAAUCAACGAACCCACGGCAGCGGCAAUUGCUUACGGAUUGGACAAGAAGGAAGGCGAGAAGAAUAUCCUGGUAUUCGAUCUCGGAGGUGGCACCUUUGAUGUUUCUUUAAUGACAAUUGACAACGGAGUCUUCGAGGUCCUUGCCACCAGUGGUGAUACACAUCUUGGAGGUGAAGAUUUCGACCACCGCGUUAUUGAUUACUUCAUGAAGCUAUAUAAAAAGAAGACUGGUAAGGAUGCCUCAAAGGACACUCGAGCCGUGCAGAAACUCAGACGGGAGGUUGAGAAAGCCAAAAGAACUCUUAGUACCGAACACAGCGUCACCGUUGAGGUCGACGAUUUCUUCGAAGGCAACGAUUUCUCAGAGACCCUCACACGUGCUCUCUUCGAGGAACUUAACAGUGCUCUUUUCCGCGAAACCAUCAAACCUGUGCAAAAGGUCAUGGACGACUCCGAUUUGAAAAAGUCCGACAUUGACGAGAUUGUUCUUGUUGGUGGUUCUACUCGCAUCCCCAAAAUUCAGCAGUUGGUUAAAGAUUUCUUUGACGGCAAAGAACCUAGCCGUGGUAUUAACCCCGAUGAGGCUGUCGCCUACGGUGCUGCUGUUCAAGCGGGUAUCAUUGGUGGCGCCGAAAACACUGGCGAUAUUGUUCUUCUGGACGUUUGCCCUCUGACACUGGGUAUAGAGACUGUAGGAGGUGUAAUGACGAAGCUUAUUCCACGCAAUACCGUGAUACCUACAAAGAAGGCGCAGGUCUUUUCUACAGCUGCUGACAAUCAACCGACCGUCACUAUACAGGUUUAUGAGGGUGAACGAUUAAUGACAAAGGAUAAUCAUUUCCUUGGCAAGUUCGACUUGACUGGGAUUCCCCCGGCCCCUCGCGGAAGCAAUAUCGUAAUCAACAAAGAAACUAACCGACUGAAUGCCGAAGAAAUAGAACGCAUGAUAAAUGAUGCUGAGAAGUUCUCCGAACAGGACAAUCGGGUUAAAGAACGCGUGGAAGCGCGAAAUGAGCUCGAAGGCCUUGCCUUCUCACUGAAGACGCAACUUAAUGACAAGGAGAAGCUGGGUGCGAAAUUGAGUGAUUCCGAUAAGGCAAGCGUUGAGAAGGCUGCACAGGAAGCUAUCGACUGGCUGGAAAAGAAUCCUCAGGCUGAAGCGCAGGAGUGCAAAGACCAGAAGAAGAAGCUCGAGGAGGUCGUUCAACCUAUUAUGAGCAAACUAUAUCAGCAAGAAGGUGCCCCACCCCCUCCCCCUGGUGCAAAGGAAGAGCUAUAA